Schizosaccharomyces cryophilus OY26 is the source of this 2119-nucleotide messenger RNA. RefSeq names its product cardiolipin synthase/hydrolase fusion protein. Gene Ontology annotation, molecular function: cardiolipin synthase activity. Gene Ontology annotation, cellular component: membrane; mitochondrion. Gene Ontology annotation, biological process: cardiolipin biosynthetic process. The coding region runs from base 23 to 1930 and encodes 635 amino acids. NCBI's taxonomy places the organism in Eukaryota, Fungi, Ascomycota, Schizosaccharomycetes, Schizosaccharomycetales, Schizosaccharomycetaceae. The transcript is spliced from 7 exons. The record is from RefSeq and is a predicted model, not a curated record.
ACUAAUUAUCAUAUGUGAAAUUAUGUAUACCCGUGAAGCGGCCCCGUUUCACUACACACUAAAAACCAUACUGAAGAGAGAUUUACGAGUAAAAAUCUGGGAAAUUAAAUCUAUUUCUGGAUAUAUUUUAACCAACUUCUUCAUGUUUCGUGCCAUUAAUCAUAGAUACUGGCAGGCUGCUGCUCAUCAAGCGAAACAUUAUGCAGUUCGUCGUUUAACAACAGAAGUGCCGGUUGCUGGAGGUCGAGUCGCUGAUGUAGCUUUCGCAUUUGAUAUUGAUGGUGUCCUUAUUCGAGGAGGAAAGGGCUUGACAGAAGGAACAAAAACUUUACGUUAUCUUCAAAAGCAUAACAUUCCGUUCAUUUUGCUCACGAAUGGAGGUGGAAUGCAUGAAACGACACGGGCUGAACGCUUGUCCAACCUUUUGCAAGUGAACUUGAAGGAAGUGGACUUUUGUCAGUCGCAUACUCCGUUCAAGAAUCUUAAAGAUAAGUAUAAGCAUAUACUCGUUCUCGGAGGAAGUGAUGACAGCGUACGAAAGACAGCUGAGAUGUAUGGCUUUCCAAGCGUUAUAAAUGAACUCGAUGUAAUCGCUAAGCGUGGUACUCCCUUUUGGCCCUUUACUUCUUUUACAGAAAACGAUUUGAAACAGGCUCGCGAUUUCGACCUGAACCAACCUAUUGAGGCUGUAUUUACUUAUGUCGAUCCAGUGAGAUUUGGACUUGAUUUGCAACUUGUUAUGGAAUUGGCUCAAUCGAAAAAUGGAAUUCUAGGUACUGUAUCUGAAAAGGGCGACGAAGGACCUGACAUUUAUUAUUCAAACUCGGAUCUGGUUUGGCCAAAUGAAUACCCACUUCCUCGAUUGGGACAAGGCGCAUUUGCUUCUUGUUGUGAAAAGAUUUAUAAUGAGCUUACAGGAAAGCAAAUGAAAUUGACAAAGUAUGGAAAACCACAUAAGGUUACUUAUGAUUAUGCAACCAACAUCCUUGAAGCAAAACGAAAAGCUUUAAGUAUUCCCAACUCCCCCAAGGAAAUUUUUAUGGUUGGCGAUAAUCCUGAAAGUGAUAUUCGUGGAGCCAACGCCUAUGGAUGGACAAGCAUCUUGGUUCGUACAGGUAUUUUCCAGGGCGCCGAUAACAGUUCGAAAUACCCUGCUAAACAUGUUGCUAAAAACGUUUGGGAAGGCAUGCGAUGGGCUCUAUCCCGGCACGUGCCUGGUCCAAAAUUGGAUAAGACAAUGGGAGGUAUUCGUGGCUUCCAUAAUUCGUCCAAGCCACCAACCAAAGCAGAAAAACGUAAUGAACUAAAGGGCUUUCAGUUGCCCAUUCGUGAGAAUGUAUUUACAUUGCCUAACAUGCUGACCUUGUCAAGGCUUUUCUCAGCUCCACUGAUUGCGUUUCUUUAUGUGAAUAACUACGCCAAAGCUGCUGCUUGUUUGUUUUUGUAUGCUGGGUUUACCGAUUUGGUGGAUGGGUAUCUUGCUAGAAAAUUUCAGUUGCGGAGUUUUGCUGGUACUAUUUUGGAUCCACUUGCUGACAAAACAUUAAUGACAUGUUUAACUCUUUGUUUAGCAUACCAAAACUCAAUGCCUGCACUAUUAGCUGGUUUAAUAAUUGGAAGAGAUGUUUUACUUGUGUCCAUGGUCAGCUUUCUUCGCUAUCUAGCUCUCCCGUCUCCAAAAACUUUAGGGCGCUAUUUUGAUUUUAGUCUUCCCACCACCGAAUUACGGCCCACAAAAACCAGCAAGUGGAAUACUGCUUUUCAGUUGAUGUUACUUGGUCUUUUAAUUACUGAGCCAAUGCUACCGAUUGACAUUGAUUUUGCCAAAUCCCCUCUAUUUUAUCUGGUAGGAUGUACAACAAUUGCAUCCGGUGCAUCCUAUAUUUUUAGUCGCAACACAUUUCGUAUUUUGACUUCAGCGAAGAAAUAGCUGUUGCAAUUCAAAAAAAAUUGAGUAAAUAGAGGGUAUAGGAAGGUGGAAUUUUUUGUAUCUACUAAAAUUGAAGAUAAAAACAUUGCAUUGGCUUAGAUAAAAACGAACCAGAUAUUUGAUAUGAUACCGAAUGACUAUUUUAUUUUUAAUAAUGCCUUGACAAAUGAAUAUAAUGAACAAUCAUAG